Messenger RNA from Parnassius mnemosyne (clouded apollo), 2256 nucleotides. The record is from the annotation of a GenBank genome assembly. NCBI's taxonomy places the organism in Eukaryota, Metazoa, Arthropoda, Insecta, Lepidoptera, Papilionidae.
AUGGCGGAAUUUGAUAACUUAUGGUGUGACUCUGACGAGGGCGAUCUCAGCGAGAACGAAGAAACAUUUUCACAUAAUAAUGUUGAGCAGGAUAUGCAGGGGGAAUUCAAUAACUCCAAUGAGGUUACCCUACUGGCCAUGUUUGAUGAACAUGGACAGCAAUUGGAGUGUCCAAGUCUCCCUUUAGGACCCGCACGUUCCACUGAGCCAGCACAAGUAAAUCCGCCACUACCAGUGUCACCAUCUUCUUCGCGAAAUGUUCGUCCAGAAGUGGUCGUUGUCGUUGAGCGGUUAGAUGAGGAGACCGGCAACGAGUACUUGUUGGCGGACCAGCAUGAACUAUAUCACGAGGAGGUGGUGGCGAGUUCGAGUGGUGGUGCUGUACGAGGCGUGCGGUUCCCAGCGACGGCAGCAGCAGGCAGGCGUCAGGCGCGAGGCGGCCGCUGCGGGCGGCGCGGGCGCCGCGCCCGCGGUGCUCGCGUCUCCGACUCCUCGUCGUGGCGGCGCGGCGACCGCCUUGUUCAAGUAUGUGUGACAGACGAUGAUGUGCCUGAGGAUUUGCGCAAUAGGAUUUUGAGACUGGUGGCUGAUAGGGAAGCUCGAGAGCGGAGGGCCGAAAGGAGAAGGAUGGAAGUAGAUAAUGAUGAUGUGGCCGAUGACAGUGGACAUGCGGCCCUAUUCGAAGGAGAUGCGACUUCUCUUCACUAUGAUUGGCGCCCCAUGGACUCCUUUCAAGGUGAAAGAGAAACGUUUCUUCCGGAAAGAACAGGGCCGACCACGCCGUCCGGAAGCGCGUAUGAGGCAUUCCGCCAAUAUUGGGACGAGAGCAUCAUGUCUCAUAUAGCGACAGAAACAAACCGGUAUGCUGUAGAACUGGCUUGUAUCAAUGAUACUUUUGCACAAAAUUGGUACGAAACAAAUACACAUGAGCUAUUUAUCCUAUUUUCUUUUUGGAUGAUGUUGGGGAUCAUCCGUAUGCCCUCCAUAGCAUCUUGUUUUUGUGAACAUUUUCUAUUGAAGACUAACAUUUUCCGCCAAUUGUUUUCACGCCAUAGAUAUCAACAUUUGUGCCGCGCUCUUCAUUUUGUAAAUAACGCAACACGUACACCUGAUUCUCACCCUAUCUUUCCUAUUGAAACAAUUAUAAAUCAUUUGAAUUGCCGCUUUCAAUCCGCUUAUAUCCCUAAUCAGGAAAUAUGUAUUGAUGAGAGCUUAACUUUAUGGAAAGGUAAACUCUCAUUCAAACAAUAUAUAAAGACUAAAGCGGCCCGAUUCGGAAUAAAAACUUUAGAAUUGUGCGAGUCUGCUACGGGAUACAUGUGGUCGUUUUUCGUAUACACUGGAAAGGUAAAUACCCCCGAUCCUCGAUUUCCAUCGUCACUUAACGUGAGUACUAAAACUGUACUCAAACUCAUUUGGCCACUGCUCGACAAAGGGUAUACUCUUUUUAUAGACAAUUGGUUCAAUUGCCCCCUCCUGGCGAGGUUUUUGAAGAAACGUCGAACCGAUUGUGUGGGAACACUACGACCCAACCGUCAAAAUGUGCCAUCUCUGGUGUCACUUUGUAAGCUACAGGCAGGUCAGUUCCUGGCGCGGCACUCGGGUGACGUUGUUAUAAUGGCGUAUCAGGAUAAAAAAAGGAUUCCGUUAAUCAGUACGUACCAUGGCACUGAGCAAGGGCUGGCACCAUCCAAGCCCCAUAUGCCGCCUCAGUGGAAACCCCAGUUGGUUCUUGAUUAUAAUAAGAAUAUGGGUGGAACUGAUCGUAAAGAUCAAAUGCUGGAACCAUAUUUAUUGGAGAGAAAACGUUGUGCAAAAUGGAACAUGAAGCUCUUCAAGAGGCUUUUAAAUGUUACCAUACUUAAUUCUAGAAUCCACUUUGAAAAAUCUUGUAACGAACGGCAACAUCAUUUGUCUUUUCGUUUACAAUUAGUUCAAGACAUUAUUGAUAAACACCUCCAUCAAGUGCCGCGCUAUCAUCGCGAGAUUAACCCAUGUUCGCGACACAUUCGCGACACAAGCGUCUCAAGGGCAGAUCGCGACAGCGAUUUGCCCUUGAGACGCUUGACGAACAGUGUUCACUGGCCUGUCAGGUUUUCAGCUUCACAUGCCGCCGGCCACCGAACUCUGCGACGUAAGUGCGUCUGGUGUCUGAAGCGAAAUCAGGUUUCGAAACUUACCACUUUUGUGUGUGAAUAUUGUGAGGUAGCUCUUUGUCUCGAACCUUGCUUCAAAUUAUAUCAUACUAUUCAUUAG